CUGGCUAGAAGAAUAUUCACAGCAUGCCCCCUCCGAAUUUAGGGCUAUCUAAUUAAAAAAACUUGUCUUAACUCAUUUUUAUAAUUAUACUCGUAUUAAAGAUUCGCAUUCCCGUUCAUCUUUUUUGAGGGAGGAGAAUAUAUAGAGGAAGGAAAGUUGUUUUUCCUUGUUCCUGUCGUCUGGGAAAUAAGCGUCAGGAGUCUGAGUUUUUGCAGAAACUCCUUUCAGGCAGAAGAAGGGAGUUAUCCUGAAAUUAUUCUAAAAUUGUGGGAACUGGACAGCUGAUGACCCUCUAGCGUCAGAAUGAAGUGACAAGAAGUCGUCUUUGCCUGUUUGUUGGACUUUCUAUCUACCUCCUCACGUUUCUUCAGCGAACAUCACAACCAUAACUCGUAUAAUCCUUCGUUCUUCUGUCCUGCAAUUGAUUAUUUCUCCUCGCAUGCUGCAUUUUGGCUCUUUCGAACUUGUGAAUAUCAUGGGUCACAGACGAAGGUGAAUUGCUGAGAAUAGAGAGAACUCGAAAUUCAGUAAAUAUAGGACCUCCUGUUUGCGAUAUGGUGUUUGUGUUUACGUGAGUGAUACUGGCACAGUCAGGAGUAGCAGGAAUUCUAUAAAGGUAAAAGAUGUCGAUAGCGAAGGUGCCGGAACAAGUGAUGAAGUUGAGGGGAGGAUCGGUGCUGGGAAAGAAGACCAUUCUGAAAAGCGACCAUUUCCCUGGUUGCCAGAACAAACGCUUGUCUCCUCAGAUUGAAGGCGCUCCGAAUUAUCGUCAGGCUGACUCAUUACAUGUUCACGGGGUUGCAAUCCCAACAUUUGAUGGAAUCCGAAAUGUUCUGAACCAUAUUGGUGCUCAAAAAGAAGGGAAGAGGGUGCAAGUUCUUUGGAUUAACCUUCGUGAAGAACCGGUUGUGUACAUUAAUGGGCGACCCUUUGUUUUGCGUGAUGUGGAAAGGCCAUUUUCUAACCUUGAGUAUACGGGAAUAAACAGGGAAAGGGUUGAACAAAUGGAAGCUCGUUUGAAAGAAGAUAUCCUAGUCGAAGCAAGAAGAUAUGGAAAUAAGAUCCUUGUGACUGAUGAACUGCCAGAUGGCCAGAUGGUGGACCAGUGGGAACAAGUAUCGUGUAAUUCAGUGAAACCGCCCCUAGAGGUGUAUGAGGAAUUGCAAGCAGAGGGAUACCAUGUUGAUUAUGAACGUGUUCCUAUAACUGACGAAAAAUCACCAAAAGAGCUGGAUUUUGACUUUUUGGUCCAUAAAAUCUCUCAAGCUGAUGUAAAUACAGAAAUCAUUUUUAAUUGUCAAAUGGGCCGUGGACGAACUACAACAGGAAUGGUCAUUGCUACUCUAAUUUACCUCAACCGAAUUGGAGCCUCAGGUAUUCCGAGGAGCGAUUCUGUCGGUCAGAUUUCUCAGUAUGCCACUAAUGUGGCUGAUCAUUUACCUGACUCAGAGGACACAGUUCGCGGGGGAGAAUAUGCAGUCAUAAGAAGUCUGAUUCGUGUAUUAGAGGGUGGUGUUGAGGGGAAGAGACAAGUGGACAAAGUUAUCGAUAAGUGUGCCUCAAUGCAGAAUUUGCGUGAAGCAAUUGCCACCUAUCGCAACAGCAUUCUGCGACAACCAGAUGAAAAGAAGAGGGAGUCAUCGCUUUCUUUUUUCGUGGAGUACCUGGAGAGAUACUACUUCUUAAUAUGUUUUGCUGUAUACAUUCAUUCAGAAAGGGCUGCACUUAAUUCUGAUUUUGCCAGUCACAGCAGUUUUGCUGACUGGAUGAGAGCUAGGCCGGAACUGUACAGUAUUAUUCGGAGGUUGCUCAGGAGAGAUCCAAUGGGUGCGCUUGGAUAUUCCAGUUUGAAGCCAUCUCCAAAGAAGAUAGCUGAAUCUGCUGAUGGCCGCCCUUCUGAGAUGGGUGUGGUUGCCGCUUUGAGAAAUGGCGAAGUUCUUGGUAGUCGAACUGUUCUAAAAAGUGAUCACUGUCCUGGUUGCCAAAACCCAAGUUUACCAGAGAGAGUGGAGGGGGCACCAAAUUUCAGAGAAGUUCCUGACUUUCCGGUCUUUGGUGUGGCAAACCCAACCAUUGAUGGUAUUCGAUCUGUUAUUCGUAGGAUUGGUAGCUCUAAAGGGGGACGCCCUGUACUAUGGCAUAAUAUGAGGGAAGAACCUGUUAUAUACAUUAAUGGGAAACCAUUUGUUCUCCGGGAACUUGAAAGACCAUACAAAAACAUGUUGGAGUACACGGGAAUUGAUCGUGACAGAGUGGAGAAAAUGGAAGCUCGGUUGAAAGAAGAUAUUCUACGAGAAGCUGAACACUAUGGCAGUGCUGUAUUGGUUAUUCACGAAGCAGAUCAGGGGCAAAUAUUUGAUGCUUGGGAGCAUGUCACAUCUCAUUCAAUUCAAACCCCACUUGAAGUUUUUAAAAGCCUGCAGGCUGAUGGUUUUCCCAUCAAGUACGCACGUGUGCCCAUCACUGAUGGUAAAGCUCCUAAAAGUUCUGACUUUGACACAAUGGCUGUUAAUAUAGCAUCUUCUCCGAAGGACACUGCUUUUGUUUUCAACUGUCAGAUGGGUAGAGGUAGGACAACCACUGGCACUGUCAUAGCUUGCCUUGUUAAACUUAGAAUUAAUUAUGGGAGGCCCAUCAAAAUCCUGGUUGACAACUUGGGCGUGGCCCAUCAAGAAGUGAAUGGUGGUUUCUCAAGUGCAGAUGAAACAGGGGUUGACAUUAAUGCAUUAACCUCUGAUGCUUCUCUAAUUAAAAUGGAUGAGAAACAAAGUCAUGUGUUUGGUAUUAAUGACAUUCUCUUGUUAUGGAAGAUAACAACAUUAUUUGAUAAUGGCGUGGAAUGUCGGGAGGCCUUAGAUGCUAUUAUUGAUAGAUGUUCUGCACUUCAAAACAUACGCCAAGCUGUUCUGCAAUACAGAAGAGUAUUCAAUCGACAGCAUGUUGAGCCUAGAGUAAGGAGAGUGGCCUUGAAUCGAGGUGCUGAGUACCUGGAACGGUACUUCCGCCUCAUUGCUUUUGCAGCAUAUCUUGGAAGCGAAGCUUUUGAUGGUUUUUGUGGACAAGGAGAAUCCAAAAUGACAUUUAAGACCUGGUUGCACAGGAGGCCAGAGGUGCAGGCUAUGAAAUGGAGCAUCAGACUGAGACCAGGACGAUUAUUCUCUGUUCCGGAAGGGCUGAGAGCACCACAAGAGUCUCAGCAUGGAGAUGCAGUAAUGGAGGCAAUUGUCAAGGACCGGAAUGGUUCUGUUUUGGGGAAAGGCUCCAUACUAAAAAUGUAUUUCUUUCCUGGUCAGAGAACUUCCAGCCACAUCCAAAUACAUGGUGCACCGAAUGUUUACAAGGUUGAUGAAUACCCCGUAUAUAGCAUGGCAACUCCAACCAUCUCUGGUGUCAAGGAGAUGCUAGCAUAUUUAGGUGCUAAGCCUAAAUCAGGAGCUUCAGAAGCUGCAAUUUCUCAAAAAGUUGUAUUGACUGAUCUGAGGGAGGAAGCAGUUGUUUAUUUUGAUGGUACUCCCUUCGUCUGGCGGGAGUUGAACAAACCUGUUGAUACACUCAAGCAUGUGGGAAUCACUGGUCCUGUGGUGGAGCACAUGGAGGCACGGCUAAAAGAAGAUAUAAUUUCUGAGAUUAGAAAGUCUGGUGGGCGAAUGCUAUUACAUCGUGAGGAUUAUAACCCUUCAACUAAUCAGUCUGGUGUGGUUGGAUACUGGGAAAACAUUUCAGUAGAUGAUGUCAAGACACCUUCAGAAGUUUAUUCAUCUUUGAAAAACGAUGGAUAUGAUAUUGUCUACCGAAGGAUUCCAUUAACGAGAGAGAGAGAUGCCACAGCCUGUGACAUAGAUGCAAUUCAGUAUUGUGAAGAUGACUCUGCAGGUAGUUACCUAUUCUUGUCGCACACAGGUUUUGGUGGAGUUGCAUAUGCAAUGGCGAUCAUGUGUAUUAAACUAGGAGCAGCUACAAACUUGGAAUCUAAAAUCUCGCGACCGUUGUAUGGUCCUCACAUGGAUCCAAUGCUUCAAGAGAACAUGCCUUCCCGAGCUUCUAAUGAAGAGGCAUUUAGGAUGGGUGACUAUCGUGACAUAUUAAGCCUAACUAGAGUACUUAUACGUGGUCCCCAAAGCAAAGCAGAUGUUGACAUUAUUAUUGAAAGGUGUGCCGGGGCAGGACAUUUGCGGAAUGAUAUUAUGUAUUAUAGGAAAGAAUUUGAGAAGUUUACUGAUGGCGAUGACGAGGAACGCGCUCAUCUAAUGGACAUGGGUGUCAAGGCUCUGAGGCGGUAUUUUUUCCUUAUCACAUUCAGAUCCUACCUUUACUGCACCUCUCCUGCCAAGAUGGAAUUUGCUGCAUGGAUGGGUGCAAGACCUGAGCUUGGUCAUUUAUGUAGCAAUCUCAGAAUCGAUCAAUAAUGCUGCAAGGCUUUUCCAUAUAUAUAUAUAUAUAUUAUAUAUAUAUAAUGUAUAGUUGUCACAGUUGCCCUGUCUAUACAUCCUCAACCCGUUUUGGUCUUACGAAGGCCGUAAAUGUAGUAGGUGCUUACAAGUUUGUCAACUCUUUUGGUUAGAACUUUUAGAACCACAGUACCCUGUUAUCAAACCUAGUCUAGCCUUGUUCGAUAUCACGGGAAUAUGGCUUAAAAUAAGCUACUAAAAUCAGCCAUUUCUAUUCCGAUCGCUUAGGCGAGAUGGCUUGCGUCAGAACAAGGGCAUGGUCGCCCAGGAAAUUGUUCAUCUGGUACCCAGAAGCCAGUUGCAUUAUAUAAGGGUUUUAUAUGUCUCAUUUCUAAAUUGUAUUCCGAUUUCUGUAUAUUUUUGUUUA
Messenger RNA from Neltuma alba, 4815 nucleotides. RefSeq names its product paladin. The transcript has 19 exons. The record is from RefSeq and is a predicted model, not a curated record. Lineage: Eukaryota; Viridiplantae; Streptophyta; Magnoliopsida; Fabales; Fabaceae. The coding region runs from base 624 to 4406 and encodes 1260 amino acids.